AUGUCACUCGAGCCCAAGGAUUUCCCUCAAAUGUGGCAGAAGCCAUCAAGUGAAGACUUACUCACCACCUUGAAGCAGCUGGAACUCUGCCCCCCGAUAUGGAGUCACAAGCGCAAGCGAUCGGAUAUCGUUCACGAGCAGGAAGCCACGGCCUACUUUCGGCGUGAGGUAUCAAUGUACCUCUCCUCCAUCAUCAAGAGCGGACUUGCAUGGAUCGAGGAUGACGAUGAGAAGGAGGCGAUUUGGACGGAAGCCAGCAAAAGGAUGACGGAGCGUUGUGGACGAACAGCAAUGGGCGAGAUUACCAGGCGGUGGCCCUUCAGAGAGGAUGCUCGCACUCCAACGUUUGAACUCAUUAUUCGGGAACCGCCCCUGACUGGCGACUCACUCGGUCUCAAGACUUGGGGCUCGUCCUAUGUGCUUGCUCAGUACCUACCUAGUCUUGGACCUACGUCUCUGUUCCGUCUUUUUGAUGAGUCACUUGGCCAGCCUCGCCCGCCCGUGUUGGAGCUGGGAUCCGGUACUGGGCUUCUCGGUCUGGCGGCAGCUGCCUUAUGGAAGGUCCACGUCAUCUUGAGCGACUUGCCCGAUAUCAUGGAAAACCUGCGGUUCAAUGUCGAAGCCAACCGUGCGACUGUAGAGAAGCUCGGAGGGUCGCUCGAUGCGGGGGCUCUUACAUGGGGAGGCUCAGGGGAGGACGAAGUCGACCAAGAUCUCUUCGAGAAGAAGAAUCAGUUCAAGGUCGUCCUUGCCGCCGAUCCGCUCUACGACGACAUCCAUCCAGGCCUCUUGGCCGGUGCUUUUUCAGAGCAACUUUCCCUUGAAGAGGAUGCUCGUGCAGUCGUCAUGGUUCCGUUGAGAGAUGAGACAACCAAAAGACUUUUGCAGAACUUCAGAGACGCGAUGAAGAACCAAACACGCCCGCUUGCCUGCAUCGAGGAAGGAACUCUUGACGGGCAGGACGAUUGGGGCGAAGCCGACGAGGGCUCUCCGUAG
Molecule: messenger RNA, 996 nt
Organism: Colletotrichum siamense
Lineage: Eukaryota; Fungi; Ascomycota; Sordariomycetes; Glomerellales; Glomerellaceae
Gene: EFM2-0
Product: Protein-lysine N-methyltransferase EFM2
Exons: 4
Coding region: 1-996 (331 amino acids)
Source: RefSeq, a predicted model, not a curated record